AUGAAAGACUACGAUGUGGAGAUCUAUCACCAUCCAGGCAAAACUAACAUAAUAGUAGACACGUUGAGUCGAAAGAUUACCAGAAGUUUGGCAUAUACCUGCGUUCCUCGGAAGAUCAAUGAACUGCUUGCCAACAUAAUUGUGGAACCCGCGUUGAUUGAAGAAAUUAGAGCACGCCAAUGCGAAGACAAACUUUUGCAGAAAAAGUAUGAGGAGCAAAGAAGUAUGCCUGAUCCUGACUUCACUCUAAGUAAUGAGAUGCUAAAAUUUUGGAAUCGAAUUUGUGUACCCGACCUUCCAAAACUCAAAAAGAAGAUAUUGGUAGAAGCUCAUAGCUCGAGGUUUGCGAUCCACCCUAGUAAUACGAAGAUGUAUCAUGAUCUGAAGGAACGCUUCUGGUGGACAGGAAUGGAAAAAGACAUAGCAAGCCACGUCUCCAAAUGCCUGCAUUGUCAACGGGUUAAAGUAGAACAUUAG
Molecule: messenger RNA, 477 nt
Organism: Camellia sinensis
Lineage: Eukaryota; Viridiplantae; Streptophyta; Magnoliopsida; Ericales; Theaceae
Source: RefSeq, a predicted model, not a curated record